GAUAAAAACUGAACAUCCCCACCAAUCAGUUUAAUACUAAUUGCCAAUAUUGUAAGCCGUUAUUCUCCGUCGUAACUAACGACAAUGACUCGUAUGCUGUUGCAGCUGCUACCUCCUUUCUUCAUAUUCUUCAUCCUUCCGGUGCUCUUUUUCUUCUUCCUCAAACCAUCUUCUCUGAAGGAGAAGAAGGAGAAAGGUCCUUCACCCACCGUUACACUCCCAAAAGCAUACCCACUGAUUGGUUCCUACUUAGCCAUCAAAGCACAAGGCAAACGCCGUUUGCAAUGGUUAUCCGAUAUUGUCCAAAUCUCCCCAACCGCCACCUUCACCCUCCGCCGCCACUUGGGCCAUCGACAAGUCAUCACCGGCAACCCCGCCACCGUACAGCACAUUCUCAAGACCCAUUUCUCCACUUACGAAAAGGGAAACAGCCUUCGACAAACCCUCUCUGAUUUUCUUGGCAACGGAAUCUUCAACGCCGACGGGGAUAACUGGAAGUUUCAAAGGCAAGUUGCCAGCCACGAAUUCAACACAAAGUCUCUGCGGAAAUUCGUCGAACAUGUGGUGGACGCCGAGCUCUCCGACCGCCUCGUCCCCAUUCUCGCUUCAGCGGCAGCAGCCCAAGACCAAACUCUCGAUUUCCAAGACAUCCUUCAACGUUUCGCGUUCGACAACAUCUGCAAGAUCGCUUUUGGGUUCGACCCAGAAUAUCUAGCGCUGUCCGUUGAGCGGAGCAAGUUCGCGCAAGCCUUCGAAGAAGCAACAGAGAUCAGCAGCAAACGGUUCCGCGAACCGUUACCCAUAAUAUGGAAAAUAAAGAGAAAACUCGACAUAGGAUCGGAAAAGAGACUGCGAAUCGCAGUCUCGGAAGUGCGAGAAUUUGCCAAGAACAUAGUGAGAGAGAAGAAGCGCGAGCUGAAGGAGAAGGCCUCACUUGAAUCUGUUGACAUGUUGUCGCGGUUCUUGAGUUCGGGUCACUCCGACGAGGACUUCGUGACGGACAUAGUCAUAAGCUUCAUAUUGGCCGGAAAAGACACGACGUCGGCGGCGCUCACGUGGUUUUUCUGGCUGCUGUCGAAGAACCCGCGGGUGGAGAACGAGGUUGUGAAAGAAAUCGGAGAAAAAUCAGAAGAGCCGGUUUACGAUGAAGUGAAGGACAUGGUUUACACACACGCUGCGUUGUGUGAGAGCAUGAGGCUGUACCCGCCAGUGCCUAUAGACACCAAGGAAGCAGUUGUGGACGACGUUUUGCCGGAUGGGACGGUGGUGAAGAAGGGGACGAUGGUGUCGUAUCACGUGUACGCGAUGGGGAGGAUGGAGAGUGUUUGGGGUAAUGAUUGGGCUGAGUUUAGGCCUGAGAGGUGGUUAGAGAAGGUUGAUUCUGGUAAGUGGAGUUUCGUUGGGAGGGAUCCUUACAGCUAUCCCGUGUUUCAGGCGGGUCCCAGGAUUUGUUUGGGGAAGGAAAUGGCGUUUAUGCAGAUGAAGAGGGUAGUGGCUGGCGUUCUUAGGCGGUUCAAGGUGGUGCCGGCGGUGGCCGAAGGGGUGGUGCCCAACUUCAUUUACUUCUUGACGUCCCAAAUGGAAGGUGGGUUCCCGGUGAGGAUCCAGAAAAGGGUUGGUUGACUUUGACACACAUGUUUAGUACAUAAACUGUUUUGCUCUUUUUGUUGGAAUAAG
This is a messenger RNA of Gastrolobium bilobum, 1677 nucleotides long. Its product is annotated as cytochrome P450 94A1-like. The coding region runs from base 85 to 1623 and encodes 512 amino acids. Gene Ontology annotation, molecular function: iron ion binding; monooxygenase activity; oxidoreductase activity, acting on paired donors, with incorporation or reduction of molecular oxygen. Lineage: Eukaryota; Viridiplantae; Streptophyta; Magnoliopsida; Fabales; Fabaceae. The record is from RefSeq and is a predicted model, not a curated record. The transcript has a single exon.